AUGGCCGUAAAUCCUUCCAAGAAAUUCUGGGACGUCGUUAUUUUUAAGAAAGACAAUUCUGUUUAUCACAUUCCCUCAUCCUGGGCUGUAAAUGAUGAUAAAACAAUAUAUUUGUGGCCAAAAGUACCCAUAUCAAUAUUGAAGCAUUCAAUAGAAGAAUGUGAACCGCCUAAAACUUCUGUAUCCUAUAAAGAGUUGGGCGCCGUUUAUAAAGGAACAAGGAACACAAUUGCUGCAGCGAGACGUCUUCAAGAAACUGUCAUAGAAUCACGGUCAACAUCCAAUGAAAGCGAAAGCGGCUCUAGCUCUGUUAGAUGCGAAGAAAUUGAGGAUUCCUUUGAAGAGGAAGGAAACGAUACAUCGGGCAAUGAUGAUGACGAUACACUGACAUUUAAUUCGGACGAGAACAACAAAUCAGAACUAGCUCCAUCGAGUUCAGCUGUGUACCGAUCUACAUCAAAACUACAAAAUUCAAAAGCACAACGCGUAAAAUCUGGCAGUUCUCUUCCCAAAUCUAAGGACGUCACAAUAGCUACACCACAGAGGAACCCUGCAUCCAACCUUCGUUGCUCGCUUACGGAAGACCGAUAUACUAAAUUAAUGAAAGCAAUAGCCGGAAUUGAAUACGAUUUGAAGGAAAUCAAGUCUAACCAGACACGGCUUGAAUCGUCCGUUGCCGCCGUUAUUGCUUCCUCUACCAUUACGCCUUCCAGAAUUUCAAGACACUUCGAGUUGCCGACAAGGAAUCAAGAGGACUUGAUGAAACUGGAGGAACAAGUUAAGCAAGAUACAGAAUUUGAAAAUCUUGUAAGUAUAACUGACUCUCUUUAA
Messenger RNA from Photinus pyralis (common eastern firefly), 831 nucleotides. RefSeq lists its product as uncharacterized. The coding region runs from base 1 to 831 and encodes 276 amino acids. Lineage: Eukaryota; Metazoa; Arthropoda; Insecta; Coleoptera; Lampyridae. The record is from RefSeq and is a predicted model, not a curated record. The transcript has 4 exons.